Messenger RNA from Gorilla gorilla gorilla (western lowland gorilla), 4659 nucleotides. It is a transcript of the gene GRM2, whose product is annotated as glutamate metabotropic receptor 2. NCBI's taxonomy places the organism in Eukaryota, Metazoa, Chordata, Mammalia, Primates, Hominidae. Gene Ontology annotation, molecular function: G protein-coupled receptor activity. The coding region runs from base 1537 to 4155 and encodes 872 amino acids. Gene Ontology annotation, biological process: G protein-coupled receptor signaling pathway. The record is from RefSeq and is a predicted model, not a curated record. Gene Ontology annotation, cellular component: membrane. The transcript is spliced from 6 exons.
CGAGCGAGCGAGCGAGCGGGAGCCGGAGCCUCGCGCCCCCCGCUCCACUCCGAUUCUCUCCGCGCCAGAGCCAGGCGCGCCAGGUAGGGUGAGCCGGUGGUGCCGCUGCCGCUGCCGACCUUUUUGGCCCUUACCUCACGUCCCAGGGUCCUGCGGGCCCUCGAGUUGUGGGGCGCCCGCGCUGCUGUGUCCAGACAGCGUUCCCUGAGAGCUCCGGGAAACGGGAAGACAGCCCCAGGCGUCCCGCCUUUCUUCUCCAGAAAACGCACGCCCCACAUCGCGCUCCCCCGUUCCUCCUGCUCCAGCGUCCUCUGGUCCUUCUUUCUGUCUGUGCCUCCGUCUUUGUCUCAACCUCUCAGGCUUGCUCGCUCCCUGCUCAGAUUUUGUGGCCCAGGCUCCUGGCUGUCUGACUCCAGGUUUCUGUCCCCUUCCUGCCUCUGAGCUUCCAUCUGGGCCUCCCCUCUGGGAGACUUGCGACUUGACCAGUUUUGGCCUCAGCCCCCAUCUGGGUCCCUGUCUCCAUCUGUGUAUGCUGGUCUUCCUCCCUGCUUCUCCUUCGCUUGCCUGGGUAAGCUGCUUCUUUCCUGAUCCCCAGAGGAGCCCAGUGCCCCUGCCUUGGGGAGCUGAGGGGGCAAAAUGAAGAGGCUCAGCCUCCGUGGCCAGCACAUGGGGUCCUUGAGUUAGUUGCUGCCCUUCUUCAAACUCAGUUUCCUUUCCUGUUCUGAGGAAAGAGGUAUGUCCCUCUCCCAGCCUUUCCAAGCCUGUGUGAUUGUGAGAGCCUUUGUGGGGUGUGUGUUUGGGAAGGCAACUGGGGUACAAAUGAUUGGACGCAGUGGGGAAGAGACAGGGAGGGGGUCUCAGAGGGCCAUGGCCAGGGUGGGCAGGGCCCUGAAGCUGAGGAUGGGGAGAUUGGAAAUGGUGACUUUCUCUGCUGGGUCGAGAGUGAAGAGAAAACAGAGGCACAAAGUCUCAAGCAGCGUUCUACAUAGAGCUAGAGAGUCCCGCACUCUCACCCUUAGCACUGUUUGGAGACUCUAGCCCCCAACCCUGACACACACAUACGUGAACAUCUGCUUGCCCUGUUGACUUAGGACCUUGAGCCACUUGGGUACCCUCCCUGAGGCCAGCCAUUCCACCUUGCUGUCUCAUUCCCAGGGCUUAGUGUCUCUAUUCUUUCCUCAGUCAGGAAACUGUGGGGAUGGCUUUUUAAGAACCAAAGGUUAGAACCCUUGGGUGUUCACAUGGGCUCCAGUCUCCCCACGGGUUGGAGACUGUCCCUUAGAGACGCUUCCCUUCCUCUUCCCUGGUGGGUCCUCAGACAGCAGUUCCUUCUCUCUGGAAAUCCAAGGCUCAGGAUGGGGACCUCUGAGUUUGUGACUGUGACAUAGUCUGUUCCAAAGGAGCUGGGUCCCUUCGCAUCUCUCUUCUUGUCUGUCCUUUCCUGGUCUCUGUUUCCUCCUCUCUUUGCCUUCGCUGCUUCUAAUCUCAUCCCCUGGAGACCCAGGUCUGCAGGACCCAUCCAUCCCCUUUGGGGCCAUGGGAUCGCUGCUUGGGCUCCUGGCACUGCUGCUGCUGUGGGGUGCUGUGGCUGAGGGCCCAGCCAAGAAGGUGCUGACCCUGGAGGGAGACUUGGUGCUGGGUGGGCUGUUCCCAGUGCACCAGAAGGGCGGCCCAGCAGAGGACUGUGGUCCUGUCAAUGAGCACCGUGGCAUCCAGCGCCUGGAGGCCAUGCUUUUUGCACUGGACCGCAUCAACCGUGACCCGCACCUGCUGCCUGGCGUGCGCCUGGGUGCGCACAUCCUCGACAGCUGCUCCAAGGACACACAUGCGCUGGAGCAGGCACUGGACUUUGUGCGUGCCUCACUCAGCCGUGGUGCUGAUGGCUCACGCCACAUCUGCCCUGACGGCUCUUAUGCGACCCAUGGUGAUGCUCCCACUGCCAUCACUGGUGUUAUUGGCGGUUCCUACAGUGAUGUCUCCAUCCAGGUGGCCAACCUCUUGCGGCUAUUUCAGAUCCCACAGAUCAGCUAUGCCUCUACCAGUGCCAAGCUGAGUGACAAGUCCCGCUAUGACUACUUUGCCCGCACAGUGCCUCCUGACUUCUUCCAAGCCAAGGCCAUGGCUGAGAUUCUCCGCUUCUUCAACUGGACCUAUGUGUCCACUGUGGCGUCUGAGGGCGACUAUGGCGAGACAGGCAUUGAGGCCUUUGAGCUAGAGGCUCGUGCCCGCAACAUCUGUGUGGCCACCUCGGAGAAAGUGGGCCGUGCCAUGAGCCGCGCGGCCUUUGAGGGUGUGGUGCGAGCCCUGCUGCAGAAGCCCAGUGCCCGCGUGGCUGUCCUGUUCACCCGUUCUGAGGAUGCCCGGGAGCUGCUUGCUGCCAGCCAGCGCCUCAAUGCCAGCUUCACCUGGGUGGCCAGUGAUGGCUGGGGGGCCCUGGAGAGUGUGGUGGCAGGGAGUGAGGGGGCUGCUGAGGGUGCUAUCACCAUCGAGCUGGCCUCCUACCCCAUCAGUGACUUUGCCUCCUACUUCCAGAGCCUGGACCCUUGGAACAACAGCCGGAACCCCUGGUUCCGUGAAUUCUGGGAGCAGAGGUUCCGCUGCAGCUUCCGGCAGCGAGACUGCGCAGCCCACUCUCUCCGGGCCAUGCCCUUUGAGCAGGAGUCCAAGAUCAUGUUUGUGGUCAAUGCAGUGUACGCCAUGGCCCAUGCGCUCCACAACAUGCACCGUGCCCUCUGCCCCAACACCACCCGGCUCUGUGACGCGAUGCGGCCAGUUAACGGGCGCCGCCUCUACAAGGACUUUGUGCUCAACGUCAAGUUUGAUGCCCCCUUUCGCCCAGCUGACACCCACAAUGAGGUCCGCUUUGACCGCUUUGGUGAUGGUAUUGGCCGCUACAACAUCUUCACCUAUCUGCGUGCAGGCAGUGGGCGCUAUCGCUACCAGAAGGUGGGCUACUGGGCAGAAGGCUUGACUCUGGACACCAGCCUCAUCCCAUGGGCCUUACCCUCAGCCGGCCCCCUGCCCGCCUCUCGCUGCAGUGAGCCCUGCCUCCAGAAUGAGGUGAAGAGUGUGCAGCCGGGCGAGGUCUGCUGCUGGCUCUGCAUUCCAUGCCAGCCCUAUGAGUACCGAUUGGACGAAUUCACUUGCGCUGAUUGUGGCCUGGGCUACUGGCCCAAUGCCAGCCUGACUGGCUGCUUCGAACUGCCCCAGGAGUACAUCCGCUGGGGCGAUGCCUGGGCUGUGGGACCUGUCACCAUCGCCUGCCUGGGUGCCCUGGCCACCCUCUUUGUGCUGGGUGUCUUUGUGCGGCACAAUGCCACACCAGUGGUCAAGGCCUCGGGUCGGGAGCUCUGCUACAUCCUGCUGGGUGGUGUCUUCCUCUGCUACUGCAUGACCUUCAUCUUCAUUGCCAAGCCAUCCACGGCAGUGUGCACCUUACGGCGUCUUGGUUUGGGCACUGCCUUCUCUGUCUGCUACUCAGCCCUGCUCACCAAGACCAACCGCAUUGCACGCAUCUUCGGUGGGGCCCGGGAGGGUGCCCAGCGGCCACGCUUCAUCAGUCCUGCCUCACAGGUGGCCAUCUGCCUGGCACUUAUCUCGGGCCAGCUGCUCAUUGUGGUCGCCUGGCUGGUGGUGGAGGCACCAGGCACAGGCAAGGAGACAGCCCCCGAACGGCGGGAGGUGGUGACACUGCGCUGCAACCACCGCGAUGCAAGUAUGUUGGGCUCACUGGCCUACAAUGUGCUCCUCAUCGCGCUCUGCACGCUUUAUGCCUUCAAGACUCGCAAGUGCCCCGAAAACUUCAACGAGGCCAAGUUCAUUGGCUUCACCAUGUACACCACCUGCAUCAUCUGGCUGGCAUUCCUACCCAUCUUCUAUGUCACCUCCAGUGACUACCGGGUACAGACCACCACCAUGUGCGUGUCAGUCAGCCUCAGCGGCUCCGUGGUGCUUGGCUGCCUCUUUGCGCCCAAGCUGCACAUCAUCCUCUUCCAGCCGCAGAAGAACGUGGUUAGCCACCGGGCACCCACCAGCCGCUUUGGCAGUGCUGCUGCCAGGGCCAGCUCCAGCCUUGGCCAAGGGUCUGGCUCCCAGUUUGUCCCCACUGUUUGCAAUGGCCGUGAGGUGGUGGACUCGACGACGUCAUCGCUUUGAAGACCCCAUACUCCCGCCCUGACACAGCUGCUCCUGGGAACCUAGUGCAGACCCACGUCCAGGGCCAGGAGGAAGUUGACUGGAGCACUGCAAUAAUUUAUUACCCACCCUAUGUCUGCCCCCAAAGUCACUUACCCACCUCCUUACCCCAACUCUUCAGACUCAGAAGUCAGGAGCCUUGGCCAGGAGCCUCUGCAGUGGCCACUAACUGCCCUUGUAGCUGUGUUUCCUCCUGGCCAGGCCCAGGGCUCAGAGAGGAGCAAGCCAGGGUUCACUCUGCCCUGGACCGGGGUGGCUGAGGACGGCAGGCCCCAGUCCUAACCAGCAAAGGUGCUUCCAGCCCAGCCCCUCCCCCCAACUAGGGCCUUUUUUAUUUUUUAUAUAAGUUACUCUGGGAUGGGGAGGGUGGUUAUUGUGGGGGCUGCCCCUCCCCCUGCACAGUAGUUUGUCCUGUGGUUUAUUUUGUAUUACCUGUAAAUAAAGUGGCUUUAUUUUAAAAAAUCA